AGGUGAGACCCAUGUGUCAGGGAAGCUGAGACCUGUCCCUGACUUAGCUUGACUGCUACCACUUAGGUUCCAAAGCAAAAGGUGCCAUCAGUUCACUGCCUUCCACUUGCUUCAAGUGAACCAGACAUGGGUCUGGGGAGGGGGAGCCUCAGAGGAUCUGUAUCUCUUCACUUUGUGUGUUUGCAAGUUUUUCUUCUCUGAGAGAAUGUCUGGAAGGUGGAGAAGCAUCUUCCAUGGCAGCUGUGCCCAGCACAUGGCUGUGCCCAGCCUGCUUGGGACCACCAUGCUCACCUGUAGCACAGGAAAUGUCAGGUGAAUGUUUAGCCCUGCCUCCUCUGUGUGGCAUUGUCCUGAGUGUCUGUGUGUGUUACAGAACACAAGGACAGUUCUGAGUGCCUGCAGCACAGGCCACCUGAGCCCCAGUGUAUGUGAGCGUCUCAAGUGGAGCAUCCUACAGAUGCUCAAAAGCAUUCUACAGAUGCAGCCACAUGUUGACAAAGGUGUGCACUGAGCAGUGCAGCCUUGGGCUCACCUGCCUGCAGGAGGGAAGCAGAGACAGCACACCCUGAGCACCCCUGUUCAGCUCCCCAGGACCCCUGCAGCCCUGGGUGCAGUCUCCCUCUCUGGAGACAUCCCAAGCCCACCUGGACACGUUCCUGUGUGCCCUGCUCUGGGUGGCCCUGCCUUGAUAGGGGGUUGCACUGGAUGAUCUCCAGAGGGCCCUUCAGCCCGAAUGAUGCUGUGAUUGUGUGAUCAGCACCCAAACACUGUGCCAAGGGGCACAUUUGCUGAGCAGCCACAUCCUCUGGCUCCCUGUCGGGAAGGGCAUCCAACACGGUACCCACGGAAGGCCCUGCACCCAACCACCCAGGACUCUUGGCCUAACCCCAGCCCUUCCUUCAUGUGAGGACCCUGCAAUCCCUCCACGCUGCAAAGAGUUAAGCCCUCGCUGUGUUGAUAUUUCCAGCAGCUCCCAAAGCGGGGAGCGCCCUGAUUGGCUGCGUAGGGGCCGGUAGUAAUUAGGAUCAGAUAUCCAACUCCUGUCUUUGCUGAGACCCUUCCCGAUAGUCGCUGCUCCCCGCUAGACGAUGACAUCAGCCAGGACACCCGGCUGCUGGUAGUAAACUCCGGGCGGGAGGAGGCUCCCGCCAGCUCCACGUUCAUUAGUUCAACCCAGCACAGGGGGAGCAGUUGGUGUCUGUGGAGGGUCAGUGCUUGGAUGGGACCAACUCUUGCAAAGCCACUUGCUGCUUCUUGCCAACCCGCUGUAAAAGCACCCCGAGAGGCCAGGAGAGCUGGAUGAAUCCUGAGCACCAGCCGUGGUCUGGUCGGCUUUUCCCUGUUGGAGGAAGUUAAUGGUUUAAGUGAGGGGCGUCUGGAGCUGGUCCCCGAGUCACCAUGACACUCCUGGGGUCUGAGCACUCCUUGCUGAUUCGGAGCAAGUUCAGAUCAGUUUUGCAGCUACGGCUUCAGCAGAGAAGGACCCGCGAGCAGCUGGCAGACCAAGGCAUCAUGCCACACUAAUACAAGCUGCAGCAUCCACAUAAUUCCUCCAAAAAUGUUGCACUGAAAAGCCCAUCCUCAUUCCAUGAACAGCGAAAAAGUCUGGAGCGAGCCAAGACUGAAGAUUAUCUCAAGCACAAGAUCAGAAGCAGGCCUGAGAGAUCAGACCUGGUCAAUAUGCACAUUUUACAAGACUCAGCUGCAGAAGGGUCCAUUCAGUCUACUCAAAUGAAGCUGAAAAGAGCCCGACUGGCAGAUGAUCUCAAUGAAAAGAUUGCUCUCAGGCCGGGGCCUUUGGAGCUGGUGGAGAAGAAUAUUAUUCCUGUCGACUCCGCUGUGAAAGAGGCCAUAAAAGGCACCCAGGUCAGCUUCCCCAAGGCGGCGGACGCCUUCGCCUUCGAGGAGGACAGCAGCAACGACGGGCUGUCCCCGGAGCAGGCGCGGAGCGAGGGCUCCCCGGGCCCCGCCGAGCCGCCGCCGGCCGCCAAGGGCCCAGAGCCCGCCGCGGGCCCCGCGCCUCAGGACCAGCCCUGCAGCACCGAUGGCCACGCACUGGACCCCACAGCAGCGCAGGGCAUCCAAUGUGACAGCCCCAAGCAGCCGGCGGGGCAGGAGAGCCCCACGCUCCCAGUGCCUUCCGCCGUGAAGUCCAAAUCAUCCAGUGACAGCAAGAACCGUCACAAAAAGCCCAAGGACACCAAGCCCAAGGUGAAGAAGCUGAAGUAUCACCAGUACAUCCCUCCAGACCAGAAGGCAGAGAAGUCCCCUCCACCCAUGGAUUCUGCAUAUGCCAGACUCCUCCAGCAACAGCAGCUCUUUCUGCAGCUCCAGAUCCUCAGCCAGCAGCAGCAGCAGCAACAGCAGCACUUCAGCUACCCAGGGAUGCACCAAGGCCAAGUAAAGCAAUCAAAUGAGCAAUUGGUCAAAAGUUCAAAUUCUUCAACUUCUGUCAACACCACCCCUCUUUCUCCUGUGAAAACCACCUUUUCAGGCCAGACUUGUGUCUCAGCAAUCAAGCCAGGCCCUCUGCCGUCAAACUUGGAUGAUCUGAAAGUAUCAGAACUGAGGCAGCAGCUCCGAAUACGAGGCCUGCCCGUGUCAGGUACCAAAACAGCGCUGAUGGAACGGCUGCGGCCCUUCCAGGAGUGCAGCAGCAACGCAGUGCCCAGCUUCAGCGAGAUCACCACCGUCACCUUCCCAGUCACUCCAACCAGCACCCUGUCUAGUUACCAGUCGCAGUCCUCCACCAGCAUGUUAUCCAAUGGCUUCUACCACUUUGGCAGCACCAGCUCCACACCACCCAUCUCUCCAGCCUCUUCCGACCUCUCUGUGAGUGGCUCUUUGCCAGACACGUUCAACGAUGGGCCCAUGUCUUCUCCACAGUUUGGUCUCCAGCCAUCUCCAGUUCAUGGCAGUGCUGAAGAAAGCCUCAUGAGCAGCAUGAAUGGAGGGAGCAUCCAGCUGGAGCUGGAAGGGAUCGACACAGAGAAAGACAAAAUGCUGGUGGAGAAGCAGAAGGUCAUCAAUGAACUGACGUGGAAACUGCAGCAAGAGCAGAGGCAGGUGGAGGAGCUACGGAUGCAGCUCCAGAAGCGAAAGAGAAAUAAUGGCCUUGAGGAGAAGCAGCAGCCCGCUCCUCAUUUCUUUGGUGUCCCCAUCAAGCAAGAAAACACAGUGUCCAGCUGUCCAUUUGCAUCCAAACAAACUGCCUUGAAAGGCCAAGCCAACAGCUCGGAUAAGUUAAGUAACUGUGGGGUGCCACAGCUGCCUCACAUUGUAAAUAGCCACUGCUUGGAGCCUGCAGGGCAAAGCACCAUCACCUCCUCGACAUUCCUGAGCCCGCAGUGCUCCCCCCAGCACUCUCCACUCGGGGCUGCAAAGAGCCCCCAGCACAUCAGCCUGCCGCCCUCUCCCAACAGCCACUAUCUCCUCCCGGUGUCCCCCAGCUCAGAAGGGCGCAGUGGGUCCCCACAGGCCAGCAGUUGCCUUCGCACAGCACCGAUGCCUACGCAGGCAGGUCAAAAGUUUUCUAUUCCAUCCCCAACUUUUUGUAAGUCAAGCCCAGCCCUCUCAGAGGGAAAGCAGCCUCCACCCUAUGAGGAUGCAGUAAAGCAGCAGAUGACACGAAGUCAGCAGAUGGACGAGCUCCUGGACGUGUUGAUCGAGAGCGGAGAAAUGCCAGCCAAUGCCAAGGAAGAUCAGUCCUGCCUCCAGAAAGUACCUCAGAUAACGGUGUCUACAGGGAACUCCAGCGCCGCGCUCCCCAAGGCACCCGCCCCCUUUGAGCAGGUCUCCUCAGCCCAGCUCCCCUUCGAGCACUGCCCGGGCAGCGGUGAUGCUCACCUCGAGGUGCUGCUGAGUGCCCACAGCCCCCUGGGCAGGGUCAGUGAAAUCGCCCUGCUGAAGAUGGGGGGAGAGGAGCCCCACUUCGAAGGGAUGAUGGAGGGGUUCCCUGGCAAGGCCGCCGAUGAACUGCUCCCCUCUCAGGAGAUCUUACAGCCUCCCCUCUCGCCCAUGGACACCCAGCUCUCCCCUUCCCCUGCUGACGGCGCCGGUUUACAGAUGAGCUUCACUGAGUCUCCAUGGGAAACAAUGGAGUGGCUGGACCUGACCCCCCCCAGCUCCGCCACCGGCUUUGGCUCGCUCACCCCCGUGGCUCCCAGCAUCUUCAACAUUGAUUUCCUAGACGUUACCGAUCUCAACCUAAACACCAGCAUGGACCUGCACCUGCAGCAGUGGUGAGAGGGAGGCUGGUGGAGGCAGGAUACAGCAGCCAGCACAGUGUUCCUGUCAUGCCAGAGAACGCACAGGGUGAAGGUGCCACAUCCAGGGGAAACUGGAGUCAUUUUCCCAGCAUAUAAACUGUUUGAAUUUCCAGUUACGGCCAAUCAACAGCACAGUUGCUCUGGUACUUUGGUUUUCCUCCAUCGACACGUCCCCACAGAGGACAGCAGUGCCUUUAACACUUCCUUAGGUUGAAAAGAACUUUGGUUCUCUUUCUUUUCUCUUUCCCCCCUCCCCAGUUUUAGCAGCCACUCUCAUGAGAACUGGAGCAGCUCAUGACAAAACUGUGUGAUGAGGAGACCUCACCUUGGUGGCAACGGAAAUCUUGGAGAGGAUAGAGGUUAGCCUGUUGCUGCCCUCUCCUCCUGCCUGCCUCGCCCUUCAGGCAGUCCUGCUGGGCUCAUCUUGGCCAUGCCCAGGCAGGGAUGUGGGAUCAGGGAGGCUCUGCCCAGCCAGGGUGACAAGCACACUUCUCCAUACAGCCAGGCUCACCAGGCUUCCUGCCUCCAACACGGUGUUGCCCAGUCCCUGCACAGCUCUGCUCCAUGUGGAUGAGAGGUGGAACCCCCCCGUACGUGUGGUGGCACCUUGUCAUGGCCUCAUGGUGCUUGAGGGGCUGAAAGCCCAGGAACCGUCCUGGCUGCAGUCUGAACUGGAUCAGGCUGGAGCCUGUGAGCUCUGGAUGUUGGAGGCAGCUGCUCAGGCUGCACAUGCAGAUAUCAAAGGGAUGUGGCAUCCCAGUGGAGCUGCUGCACCCCAGCUAGUACGGUACAGAUGGAGAUGUGUAAUGUGUUUUGGUCCAAGGUAGGAGCAAGUCGUACAGAGAAUACAGCCAGGCUUUGGAGGGGCUGUCCUUUGCACAGCCAGAAGUCAGGAUGGAUUUCCACCACCUUGCAUGACCUGGGAGCAGGGAGAGCCAGAAAUGGACACUCGGCAGCCGGCACAUGGGGCAGGGUUCAGUGGGUCCUCGCGGGGCUGCGGUUCUGUGCAAGCAUCUGCUGUUGUUGCCUCCACUCCUCA
Neopsephotus bourkii (Bourke's parrot) is the source of this 5307-nucleotide messenger RNA. RefSeq names its product myocardin (gene MYOCD). The transcript has 14 exons. The coding region runs from base 1681 to 4245 and encodes 854 amino acids. Gene Ontology annotation, biological process: smooth muscle cell differentiation; cardiac muscle cell differentiation. Lineage: Eukaryota; Metazoa; Chordata; Aves; Psittaciformes; Psittacidae. The record is from RefSeq and is a predicted model, not a curated record.